AACUUCUUUCAGCGGCAGUCUGGCUCUGCUACCAGUGGUGAACGCUAGGUACGCGUAUACCUUUAUUCUGACGUUGACACAUGUGCGAUAUCCGAACUGUUGUUUGUGAGCCGAUCUUGUGUUGUUCGUGAUUCACCUGCCAUUUUAGACUUGGAUUACACUUAUCAGACCCGAAGGACCAACAAGAUGAUGAAACACGUGCAGCUUUCUCCAUACAGGAGUAGAGCAGAUACAGUUUCCCUCAGUUCGACAACUUCCUAUGGAAGCUUAAGUCCAGAACCACUAGGAAGUCGAUCAUCUAGUUAUUCUUCAUUAAAUGAAUCGACAAAUAAUCUACAGACAACCAUCAAAAUUUACGCACGCUGUUUGAGGUCUGACAUCGAGUACAAAACUUUGUCGAUAACCUUCCAGAGUACUUGUAAAGAAGUUGUUGGCAUGUUACUUGGAAAGUACAAGAUGAAGCACAGAGAUCCUAAAUUGUUCUAUCUGAGUAUGGAAGUGACAGUUAGAAAGGCUGGAGUUCGAACGAUUUUGGCCCUUGACGACGAAGCUAGACCAGCAGCAUUGCAACUUUGCCACCCCAAAGGAGACUCAAAAUUUUCUCUACAAACCAGGAGAGGUGGUUUGGUGAAAAUAUAUGAUUCAGUGUUGAACAGCAACUCCCAAUACAAGUGCCUUUUGGUUAGUGCCAAAACAUCUUCAGACGAAUUGAUCGCUCUUUUGCUCAACUGUUAUAAUAGCAAGGAAAGAGUUGAACAGUUUUCUCUCUACGAAGUCAAUACCGACAAAGAACAGCAAAGAAAGCUGCACCCCGACGAUAGACCACUUUUGGUACAACAGAUGUGGAUACCAAGUCACAAAUGUCAUUUCCUGCUCAGGAGGAAUCCUGAUUACCUUCCCCUAUCCAGAAGAAAGAUAUUCUGGAUAACAGACCCACCUGUACCAAACAAAAUGGUUCAAUCGACGCCGCAUCUUCUCCAAUUAUCAAAAGCUCCUGCAGCGACCACACCAGAGAAAAAACCAGAAGAAAAAUCAAAAUCUACAAAUUCCAGUCCAAAACAUCGAGAAUAUUACUUAACACAAAAUAAAGACUUAAAAAUUUUUGGAAGUAGUAGUCAAUUGACAAACAGAAAUGGUACACCAUCUUAUGCAGACUACGAAAAUUAUUUUUACAUAUAGACUUUAUCGAUUUUUUAACAAUCUGCGACUGUACAUAUUUCAAGCCGUCUCGUAAUAACUGAAAUUGUUCAAUUUGUAGAUAAUGUGUGAAUUCUAGUUCUUGUAUAAAUGUUUAUUGUUAAACCAAAGAUUAGUAUAUAACUGCUAAUUUUGAAUAUGAGUUUCUGGUAGCUGUAAGUUAUAAUCGAAUUUUACUGUUGUUUUGUUUCCUUCGACUUGAACACUUCUUGCUUUUAUUCGUGUACAUAUUAUAUUGUAAUUUACUGCAUCACAGUUAUCAUUCGAAGAAAGAAAUUAUAUAUUAAAUGUCUCUUAAAUAUGAGGAAUCAAGUCCCAGAUAAGUCGCUGGGAUAGCGUAUUGAAAUUUUUUUUUUCAAUAAUAAUUUUUUAUUAUUGUGCAAUUGUAUGAAUAUUUAUAAUUGAAAUGAACCAAAGAAUUCAUAUGUAAAUAAGAUUUAUGACUUUUAUCCUAAAAAAUAAAUUUAAUAGAUAUAUCAAUAAAUGAUUUAAGUUU
Molecule: messenger RNA, 1693 nt
Organism: Harmonia axyridis
Lineage: Eukaryota; Metazoa; Arthropoda; Insecta; Coleoptera; Coccinellidae
Gene: rau
Exons: 5
Coding region: 187-1179 (330 amino acids)
Biological process (GO): signal transduction; positive regulation of epidermal growth factor receptor signaling pathway; positive regulation of fibroblast growth factor receptor signaling pathway
Source: RefSeq, a predicted model, not a curated record